Molecule: messenger RNA, 2852 nt
Organism: Calidris pugnax (ruff)
Lineage: Eukaryota; Metazoa; Chordata; Aves; Charadriiformes; Scolopacidae
Gene: HCN2
Product: hyperpolarization activated cyclic nucleotide gated potassium channel 2
Exons: 7
Coding region: 424-2715 (763 amino acids)
Biological process (GO): potassium ion transport; transmembrane transport
Cellular component (GO): membrane
Molecular function (GO): voltage-gated potassium channel activity
Source: RefSeq, a predicted model, not a curated record
GGGUGGCUCAGUGUGAGGGUCUCCCCUACCAGCACCUCAUCAUUCCCCCUCACACAGGCCCUGCCUGGGUUUGGGUGCUCCGGGCAGAGCUCCGGCCAUCCCCGCAUCGCAGGAAGAGCCCUGGCAGCCCCCAGACUCAUCCUGCAGCCCCUCUGCCUGCACAGCCCCACCUCGACCAGGGACCACAGCAACCUGCAGGAUUGGGCCCGGGGGUAGUUUGGAGAGGGGGGAGCAGGUUGUGGUCCCUGUGGAGGGGACAGGGGUGCCUGUGGCCAAGGUGACAUCAGAGCGACAGCACCCCAGUAGUGCAGGUCCCUUAGGGCAGGGCACAAGGGCUGGAUCCUCUCGACACGGGGUUGACUCAGGACACCAGUGACUCCCUCCUCUGUCCUCUUGCUCCCUAGGUUUUACUGGGACUUCACAAUGCUGCUCUUCAUGGUGGGCAACCUGAUCAUCAUUCCUGUGGGCAUCACCUUCUUCAAGGAGGAGACCACGGCACCCUGGAUCGUGUUCAACGUGGUCUCUGACACCUUCUUCCUGAUGGACCUGGUACUGAACUUCCGGACAGGGAUUGUCAUUGAGGAUAACACGGAAAUCAUCCUGGACCCCGAGAGGAUCAAGAAGAAGUACCUCAAGACCUGGUUUGUGGUGGACUUUGUCUCCUCCAUCCCUGUGGACUACGUCUUCCUCAUCGUGGAGAAGGGCAUAGACUCGGAGGUGUACAAGACGGCCCGUGCCCUCCGCAUCGUCCGCUUCACCAAGAUCCUCAGCCUCCUGCGGCUCCUCCGCCUCUCCCGGCUCAUCCGCUACAUCCACCAGUGGGAGGAGAUUUUCCACAUGACGUACGACCUGGCCAGCGCCGUGAUGAGGAUCAUCAACCUCAUCGGGAUGAUGCUGCUGCUCUGCCACUGGGACGGCUGCCUCCAGUUCCUGGUGCCCAUGCUGCAGGACUUCCCCCAGAACUGCUGGGUCUCCAUCAACGGGAUGGUGAACGACUCCUGGAGUGAGCUCUACUCCUUCGCCCUCUUCAAGUCCAUGAGCCACAUGCUCUGCAUCGGCUACGGGAAGCAGGCGCCCGAGAGCAUGACGGACAUCUGGCUGACGAUGCUGAGCAUGAUCGUGGGGGCCACCUGCUACGCCAUGUUCAUCGGCCACGCCACCGCCCUCAUCCAGUCGCUGGACUCCUCCCGGCGCCAGUACCAGGAGAAGUACAAGCAGGUGGAGCAGUACAUGUCCUUCCACAAGCUGCCCGCCGAUUUCCGCCAGAAGAUCCACGACUACUACGAGCAUCGCUACCAGGGCAAGAUGUUUGAUGAGGACAGCAUCCUGGGGGAGCUCAACGAGCCCCUGCGCGAGGAAAUCGUGAACUUCAACUGCCGCAAGCUGGUGGCCUCAAUGCCGCUGUUCGCCAACGCCGAUCCCAACUUUGUCACAGCGAUGCUCACCAAGCUGAAGUUUGAGGUGUUUCAGCCGGGUGACUACAUCAUCCGUGAGGGCACCAUUGGCAAGAAGAUGUACUUCAUCCAGCACGGGGUGGUCAGCAUCCUCACCAAGGGCAACAAGGAGAUGAAACUCUCUGAUGGCUCCUACUUUGGGGAAAUCUGCCUGCUGACCCGUGGCCGGCGCACGGCCAGCGUCCGGGCAGACACCUACUGCCGCCUCUACUCGCUCUCGGUGGACAACUUCAAUGAGGUGCUGGAGGAGUACCCCAUGAUGAGACGAGCCUUUGAGACUGUGGCCAUCGACCGCCUCGACCGCAUCGGGAAGAAGAACUCGAUCCUGCUCCACAAAGUGCAGCACGACCUCAACUCGGGCGUCUUCAACAACCAGGAGAACGAAAUCAUCCAGGAGAUCGUCAAGUACGACCGGGAGAUGGUGCAGCAGGCGGAGCUGCAGCAGCACACGGCCAUGUACAGCCCCGUCCAGCCCCAGGUCACCUCCGCCAUCGCCACCCUCCAGCAAGCCGUCGCCAUGAGCUUCUGCCCGCAGAUGGCCAGCCCGCUGGUGGGCUCCAUGGCCCUGGGCUCGCCCCGCAUGAUGCGCCGCUUGCAGUACGCCCAGGCCGUGCCCAGCCCCUUCGCCGUCUCCCCCGUCCUGCUGCAGCAGAGCCCCCCGCAGCAGCCGCAGCCCCCCGUGCCCCACGCCAACCCCUCGCCCUCGCAGGACCAGGCGCAGCCCACGGCCCUGCCCGCCUCCACCAGCGCCUUCGCCGCGGCCGCCGCCAGCCCGCCGUCCCAAAGCCCCCUGGCCAGCCGGACGUUCGCCUACGGGGGGGCCCCGGGCCAGCUGGGCUCCCAGCUCUCCCUCAGCCAGCAGCCGGCGCCCGGCUCGCCCCAGCGCCUGGCCGCCCACAAAAGCACACAGGCGCUGCCCACCAGCAGCCUCAGCCAGGAUUCGCGGCCCCUCUCGGCCUCCCAGCCCUCCCUGCCCCACGGGCUGGCGGGGGGCAGCACCCAGAGCCCCCCGGCCUCGGCCCGCGAGUCCUGCUCCUCCAUUGGCGGGGGCCCGGCCGCCGCCUCGCCAGGCCCUGGCCCCCCCACCGGGCUGCGGGGCCCGGCGCCAUCGCGGGGGGCUGCGGCUCACCCAGCCCCGGGGGGCUCGCUGCACGCGGGGCCACCCACCCUGCCGCAGGACUCGGCGGCCACCCGCAAGGAUUCGGUGGCCAGCACGCCCGACACGGACCCGGCCAAGUCCAGGCUGUCUUCCAACUUGUGACCUCCACGCUGCACCGAGUGGGGGGACGAGGGCGGCGGAGGGGGCCACCACGGCCAGGCCCGGCUCGCCCCCUGCCCAACCCUCUGAGGAGCCCUGGGGGAGGGCUGCGGCUGCCUCCCCCCACUCCCUGGCUUCCC